This is a messenger RNA of Cornus florida, 2865 nucleotides long. Its product is annotated as pentatricopeptide repeat-containing protein At1g77360, mitochondrial. Bases 225 to 1667 code for a protein of 480 amino acids. The transcript has 5 exons. Gene Ontology annotation, molecular function: protein binding. The record is from RefSeq and is a predicted model, not a curated record. Lineage: Eukaryota; Viridiplantae; Streptophyta; Magnoliopsida; Cornales; Cornaceae.
UUUCAAACGACACAAUCUGCUUAGACACUCCGCAGGACGCAGCCUCCGCUAUCGCCUCAGGCUCAGGUGACACCGUGACAAGUUUGUUGCAUUUAGCAUUAUCACAAUCUCCAUGGGGCUAGGAGGAAGUUUUGAAUUUUUAACAUGAAAGCCAUCUCGUCAAGUUAGUUUUUCCUGUUUAAUAUCAAUUUGGGUAGCUUGGAAGCCUUAGUUGUUUCGGCAGUAUGAUCAAAUUUAAGAGCUGUCACAACAAAUUAUCUUUGGGUUUACUGUAUGUGACCAGAUUGUGCAGUUCAAAUGCAGCAACGAGAGAGAUACCUGAUCCAACAAAAAAAAUAUGUAGUAUUAUAAUUUCGUGUCCAAAAGUAGGGCUUGAUACUGCUCUUGACCAGAGUGGGAUUAGGGUUUCAUCAGAUGUAGUUGAGGUAAUCCUACAGAGGUUUGAGAAUGCUGGUAUGUUGACGUAUCGAUUCUUUGAAUGGGCUGGGAAGCAACGUCAUUACGAGCACAGCGUCAGAGCUUACCACAGCAUGAUUGAAUCUUUGGCCAAGAUAAGGCAGUAUCAAAUCAUGUGGGAUCUUGUGAACAGCAUGAGGAGCAAGAGAAUGUUAAAUAUUGAAACAUUUUGUAUAAUUAUGAGAAAGUAUGCUAGAGCAAAGAAGGUGGAGGAGGCAGUUUAUACUUUUAAUAUCAUGGAAAAAUAUGACAUCCCUCCAAAUCUAGCAGCUUUUAAUGGCUUGUUGAGUGCUUUAUGUAAGUCCAAGAAUGUGAGGAAGGCCCAAGAGAUCUUUGAUAACAUGAAAGAUCGAUUUGUUCCUGAUUCAAAAACUUAUAGUAUAUUGCUCGAGGGGUGGGGAAGGGAUCCCAAUCUGCCCAAGGCAAGGGAAAUUUUCAGAGAAAUGGUGGAAAUGAGUUGUAACCCUGAUAUUGUGACCUAUGGGAUCAUGGUUGACAUUCUCUGCAAAGCAGGGAGGGUUGAUGAAGCCAUUGAAAUUGUUAAGGACAUGGACUCCACAGGCUGUAGGCCAACAUCAUUCAUUCACAGUGUUCUGGUUCAUACUUAUGGGAUAGAGAAUCGGAUUGAAGAUGCUGUUGAUACAUUCCUUGAAAUGGAAAGGAACGGAGUUAAGGCUGAUGUCGCCAUGUAUAAUGCCUUGAUUAGUGCUUUCUGCAAAGUAAACAAGUUCCAAAAUGUCUAUAAGGUUUUGAAUGAGAUGGAUUGCAAGGGUGUCACACCCAAUUCAAGGACUUGCAACAUCAUUAUAAACAGCUUGAUAGGCCAUGGAGAGACUGAUAAGGCUUUUAGGGUCUUCCGCAGGAUGAUUAGGGUUUGUAAGCCAGAUGCAGACACAUAUACUAUAAUGAUAAAAAUGUUCUGUGACAGGGACGAGCUUGAGAUGGCUCUUAAAGUAUGGAGGUUCAUGAAGAAAAAGCAGUUUGUUCCGAGCAUGCACACUUUUUCUGCUCUUAUCAAUGGGUUGUGUGAGAAGGCUAAUGCUUCUGAGGCUUGUGUUCUUAUGGAAGAGAUGAUAGAGAGGGGAAUCCAGCCAUCAAGGGUGACUUUUGGGAGACUAAGACAAUUGCUUAUAAAGAAGGGAAGAGAAGAUGUACUUGAAUUUCUUCACGAGAAAAAGAAUCUUUUGGUAAAGGAGCCAUUAUGGGAUUGAGAAGCCAUGGCUUAUGAGCUAAAUAGAAAAAUCAAGGUAGCUGAUUGUUUGGUUUGCACAAUGGAGAUCUGGGAGUUGGAACUGCAUGACCAAUAGUGAACUUCAGGAGCAUUGCAGCCACAAGGAUAUAUAGCUGGUGUGCUAUGGUGGCACCAAGAUGGCUAGUUUUUCCACCAAGCUUUGCUACUUUACAAAGCUUCAUUGCAGUCCGAUGGAAUGCCUUCAUGUGUUGAUGGGCAAUUCCAUAAAUGGUGGCCACAUAUGGCAGGAAUCAUGUGAUGUUUCAGGUAAAGUGAGUGUGUAGCUCAAGAUAGAUUGACUUCAAACAACAAAUCAAGUACUCUUAGCAUCCCAAUGGGUUAUAAAAUGUCUGCAUAUUGCAAGGUGUAACAUAUCUUGAACUGUAGAGGGCUGUAAUACAUCCACUAUCAGCUCCCAAACAAGGCAUUGCAUGAGGUGCAUUGGAUAUAAUGGUCUCAAUAUGCCAGUGGAUAAAGGCAACGAGGCUUUUAUGAGGAGAAGAGGUUCUCACGAUGUCAUGUACAAUCCUUUUGUGGAGGCAACAAGGCUUAUUCAAGGAGAAGAGGAGGUUCUUGCAGCAUCAUGUAUAUGCCUAUGGAAAAAAGCAUUAAAUGUACUGGUCUUAUAUGCUCAUGGAGAAGCUAGUGAGGCUUAUAUGACUAGAAGAGCUCCUCACAUUGUCAUGUACAAUCCAGUGUGAAAGGCAGCAAGGCAUAUUCGAGGAGAAGAUAUUCUUGUGUCGUCAUCUAUAUUCCUGUUGAGAAGGCAAUGAGGCUUAUUAUUUGAAGAGAAAUGAUCCCUGCAACAUUAUGUAAUGUUUGUGGAGUGGGAUGGGUCCCAUCAGAGAUAUCAUAGGAGCCUGCUGAGGAAUCAACAUGGUAUCUCUGUAGCAACACCUGUGUAGAUGAUAAUAAAAAGACCAGAGGUUGUUUGUAAAGAGAGAGACGAUUUUGCAUGGGAUCCUGAGAAUUGAACUCGGGGAACUCUUGCACCCAAAAAUCUUGCAAUUUUCAUCUUGAUGCAUAUACUCUAAAUUGUCUGUGAUUCUUGUAUAUAAAGUUGCUGGAACUUUUGUUUGGCAUAAAAAAUUAAAAUUCUGCAAUGGAAGCAAUGUUCUUGCUUUUCUGUUAAAUUUCUGAUAAAUGAGAUAUGUCACUGAAUUGUCUGUUUUAUAUUC